Colletotrichum navitas is the source of this 1142-nucleotide messenger RNA. RefSeq lists its product as uncharacterized. NCBI's taxonomy places the organism in Eukaryota, Fungi, Ascomycota, Sordariomycetes, Glomerellales, Glomerellaceae. Bases 325 to 897 code for a protein of 190 amino acids. The record is from RefSeq and is a predicted model, not a curated record. The transcript is spliced from 2 exons.
GUCAGUCACAGUCCAGUCCAUCCUUCCUUCCAUCCUUCAGUGUCCCCUUGUUUCCACUUCCAGCCCGGUUUAGCCCCAACAGGUGUCACCUCUUCGUCCCCGAUUCCUCUGCCCUCGAGGUCCAAAACCCACAAACCAACCACGGGCUGCCACCGCCAACAGCAAAAAUAGAAGAAGAAAGGAAGACGAGAAAAAAUACCCCCCCCGGUCGUCAUUCGCCGUUUGAUCGUGUUGGUCACUGCUGUUGCUCCAUCCUCCUAGCGCCCUUUGCUUACUUACUCGCCUUCUGUUCAGACAUCCUCUUGCUGUUACGACACCACACGCAUGAAUAGACAACGACGGACUGAGAAGACGACGGAGCAAAAGACAUAUAGAUGGAAAGAGAGACAGACAGACAGAGAGACAGUGCCGCCGCGAAGACUUGCAUCACCGCAUAACCGCCGCAUCGCAUCGCGUCGCAUAGCAUCGCAUCUUUUUUACUGCAACCGCAACCCACGCCCCUUUCAAUCCAUCACACACGAAGCCGCCCAACAACCCGUGCUGGGCCUCGCGACGCGAACCAACCGUCUCUCAACUUCUCGUCCCGUCCUCUCUCUCUCCCUGACCUCAUUUUCCUCCUCGUCACUGGAACUUCAGACCAAGAAUCACCCGUCACUAGAAUACAUUUCUUGCCCACCGUUCGCCUCCCCCCACGUCCGUCCGACGAUCCUUCUCUUUCUCUCUCUCUCCCGCCCGACCGACAAUAAACAGUGUCUCUCCCUGACGUCUUUGUUUCUUCUGCUUCCGCCUUCUCGCCUCGCUUCGCCUCGUCCUUCCCUCAACUUGGCACGCCGUUCGUCGCACAAAACCCUCCCGCACCCUGCCCUGCACCACCAAAGCCACUGCACGGGUACCUAGACGCAAACUUCAGUCAGUCAGUAGCUACCUACCUACACCUACCUCUUCUACCAACCACCUGCCCAGUGUCAGCAUCUGCACCGCUACCAGCACCAACACCGCCGUCUUCCUUGUUCCUGUUCCUCCACUGCCGGAGCCUCUCCAUUUCCAUACUUUGUGGGUCAGCCGUCACUGUCACACUAUUCAGCGUCGUGGCACUGGUUCUUUCGCCUUUUCACAACCCUCCGAUCUGGUGACAAAUCCCC